AUGUCAGCCAGGACAUCUCUGCGCGCCUUCCUGGCGAACGCGCGGUCUGCGCUGACGGCGCCGGCUGCGCAGAGGAAGAGUCCUCUGACCCUAGUCGUCGGGAACGAAUCCGCAGAUCUCGACUCUCUCUGCUCGACCGUCGUAUACGCCUACCUCCGCACCCACGCGCCCCCUCACACGCUGCACAUCCCCAUCUCCCACCUCCCGCGCGACGACCUCAAGCUCCGCCCCGAAAUGACCGCGGCCCUCGCGCACGCCGAGCUCAAACCCUCCGACCUGCUCACCCUCGACGACAUCCCCGCGGAGCUGCCCGCCACGGACACGCGGUGGCUCCUCGUGGACCACAACGCGCUCACGGGCGCCCUGGCGAGGAAGUUCGGCGGGCGGGUCGUCGGCUGCGUGGACCACCACGCCGACGAGGACACGGUCCCGCGCGAGACGGGCGACGAGCCGCGGGUCGUCGAGAAGUGCGGCAGCUGCGCGAGCUUGGUGGUCGAGUACUGCCGGGCCGCGUGGGAGCGGGCAGGGACCGAGGAGGAGGUGGGUCGGCACGUGGCGCGGUUGGCGCUCGCGCCGAUUCUGAUCGACACGACGAGCCUGCAGUCCAAGGACAAGACCAUGGAGAAGGACGUGUCUGCGGUGGAGUUCCUCGAGAGGCUGGCUGGCGCGGGGUACGAGCGCGAGGCGUUUGCGGGGGAGAUAUCUGCCGUGAAGGAGGAUAUCUCGGCGUUGGGGUUCCGGGAUAUUUUCCGCAAGGAUUAUAAGCAGUGGGAUGAUCAGGGGUCUGGGCCGAAGCCGGCGGUGAUGGGCGUUUCUGCCGUCGUGCAGGAUCUGGGGUAUUUACUGGCAAAAGCGGAUGGGAAGCAGGAGGUGCUGCUGGAGGAGUUCAAGAAGUGGGCUGAGGAGAAGGAGUUGGACAUUGGUGUCAUUAUGACUACGGCGCACCCUGGCGGGAAGUUCCAGAGAGAGCUAUUUAUCUGGGCCUUCAACGAGAAUGCUGUGGAGGCCUGCAAAAAGUUUGUGGAGGGAUAUAAGGAGGACUUGGGGCUGGAGAGCUGGGGCGAGGGAAGGCUUGAUCAGGUUGGUGACGGGGAGUGGAGGACGGCGUGGAGCCAGAGUAAUGUUGCUCACUCGCGGAAGCAGGUUGCGCCUAUGUUGAGGGAAGCUAUCAAGGGCGGAGCUAGACUUUGA
Messenger RNA from Colletotrichum karsti, 1191 nucleotides. Its product is annotated as exopolyphosphatase. The record is from RefSeq and is a predicted model, not a curated record. Gene Ontology annotation, molecular function: exopolyphosphatase activity. NCBI's taxonomy places the organism in Eukaryota, Fungi, Ascomycota, Sordariomycetes, Glomerellales, Glomerellaceae. The transcript is spliced from 2 exons. Gene Ontology annotation, cellular component: cytoplasm. Bases 1 to 1191 code for a protein of 396 amino acids.